AUGAGUGUAGCUAAGCUUGCAGGCAGUUUCUCGUCUAUAAGUAGAGACGAGGCACGCCUUCGUGUGGGGUUCGGGUCGGUUCCGAUGACAAUCGAUAUGCAAAAACCAAAGUCCACCCGUAUCGCUACGGGGCAUUACCCACGCAGGCCAUUUGGCGGCAACUCGGGGAUAAGGAAGCAAUCACAACGAACCCGAACAUCGUACGCUUACUUGCGACGACAAAAAUGGGCGAAGAACAAGACCUCUUAUGUUUCUAGCACUGGCAGAGACGAAGGGACAGAGGCUCAGCAUCGGCUUGAGCCAAUGGUGGUGGACAGUGGUGAUAAGAUGAACAAGACAUUGGCUGGAGGAGACGAUAGCAACCCGGAUGUUCCUGACAUCGUGAUUCACCCGCCGUCGGAUGACGGCGAUGUUGAUAUGGAGAGGAAAGAUGAGGAUGUGGAGACACUCUGUGCGAGGAUUGACGCCCAACUUGCGGGAGUUUUUGAGACGAAGGUUUCAAGGGACGCGAGACUCCAAGCUGAGGCCGACAUCACUCGUCAGACCCCAGAGCGGAGCGCCGUGCAGAGGAUAAUGCCUCAGGCAGUCAACCUUGGAUGGGUCUCUCCGGUCCCUCCGGAAUAA
Messenger RNA from Ilyonectria robusta, 624 nucleotides. RefSeq lists its product as uncharacterized. The coding region runs from base 1 to 624 and encodes 207 amino acids. The record is from RefSeq and is a predicted model, not a curated record. Lineage: Eukaryota; Fungi; Ascomycota; Sordariomycetes; Hypocreales; Nectriaceae. The transcript has a single exon.